Molecule: messenger RNA, 1143 nt
Organism: Monopterus albus (swamp eel)
Lineage: Eukaryota; Metazoa; Chordata; Actinopteri; Synbranchiformes; Synbranchidae
Gene: mboat4
Product: membrane bound O-acyltransferase domain containing 4
Exons: 1
Biological process (GO): peptidyl-serine octanoylation; lipid modification
Cellular component (GO): endoplasmic reticulum membrane
Molecular function (GO): serine O-acyltransferase activity
Source: RefSeq, a predicted model, not a curated record
UUCAGACUAUUUGUGGCAGUGUCCUCUCUGAUGCUGCUCACUCAGAGAAUCACCUCAGUGUCUAUGGACCUCCAGGAGAAACAAGCUACAUUAACAUUUAAAGCUUCAUCCAGAAGGAAGACUUGUGUGAUGCUUUUCCCUCUUAUCAGCUACAUCCUCAAUUUCACCACACUGCUUGGUGGCCCUUUGUGUUCCUACAGCCGAUUUGUGUCCCUAAUGGAGGGAUUCCACCUCAGCCCUCCACCCAGUCCAUUGGGGGUGGUGUUCCUAAAGUUGAUACAGGUGUUAUUGCUGGAGAUGGUAAGGUGCUGUCUUAUCUAUGUUAUAAAACAAAACAUCUAUGACCCCUCUUGCUCUGCUGUUCUCUGUGGUGUCCUGUGGAUGUGGAGUCUCGCACUGGUUUUGAGGAUCCAAUAUUACUCUCACUGGAGAAUCAGCGAAUGCCUCAAUAACGCAGCUGGCUUUGGCUUUUGGGAGGAAUCAUCAGGAGACAACCGGGACUGGAGUGGAUUAUCCGAUGGGGAUUUCUGGACCACUGAGACAUCAACCCGUGUGUCAGAAUUUGCCCGUCGAUGGAACGCCACAACAGCUUGUUGGCUGCGUAGACUGGUUUAUAUGAGGUGCAAAUGUUUCCCACUGUUCAUGACAUUUGGUUUUUCACUGUGGUGGCAUGGUUUACACGUAGGUCACUUUGUAGGGUUUCUGACCUGGGCAGCAACAGUGAAAGCAGACCACUAUAUACACAGGUAUUUGCACCGAAAGCCUUCUUCAACAUGGAGGAAGCUGCUGUACACGUGUUUAUGCUGGAUAAACACUCAAAUGAUUAUAACCUGUGUUGUUAUAACUACAGAAUUAAGAAAUAUGUCUGGCUUGAGACUUUUGUCUUUAACAUACAUAGGUCUGUUUCCACUUUGUAAUAUAAUGCUACUGAUUUUAUUAAAAUUCAACAUACUUUACUAACACACUCCCAUACUGACAGUGGCAAAGAAACCCUUUGAAAAUAUCUGGUUUUCUGUGUUCAUUGGCCAUAAAAUGUGAUAAUUAAACCUGCAUUAAAAUAAACGACACCAUGUUAUGUGAGAGAGCAAUUAAUAGCACUAAUUUCUGAAAACAAGCUCUGAAUUCUGCAGGUAUAUGCAGCUU